UGAGCGUAGAAAUAUGGCGGAGCAAGUGCUGAUUGAAUUGUGGUUGUAAAACACGUGAUUUCAUUGUUUGUGCAGGAUAAUUGUACAGAAAUGUGCGACGGCGAAGAAACGAGUCUCGUAGAAAACAGAUUCCAAUGGAGUGAUGAUAAAAAUGUUUGUACACCGAUACUGUCUUAUGUUGACGUGCAGAAGUUGAAGUGCUUUCGUCCACCAUGGCACGACCGUAUUCUUGCAUUGUCAAAUACUUCGUCGUCUUGUUAUUCUGGUCAGGACUUACAAUGCCGCCGUGCUCAUCCAGAUUUGCUCAAACAGCGGAGAGAAAGGAAGGACGUGCCAAAAACUUUGUUUUGUCACGAUCUCAGAGGAGGUUAUAGGGAAGACAGGUUUGUGAAUGGAAGCCCGAAACAUGAAGAGUAUCGCUUUUUCCAUUGGGCUGGCAUUGACACGUUUAUAUACUUCAGCCAUCAGCUGGUUACUAUUCCUCCACCAGUAUGGGUCAACUCUGCACACUUGCAUGGCACCAAAGUUCUAGGAACUCUGAUAACAGAAUGGGAUGAUGGGAAAAAAGUUUGGGACGAGAUACUGAAAAGUGAUGGAGCUGUUGAAGACUUUGUAGACAACUUGGUUGCCGUAUGUUGUCAUUUUGGUUUUGAUGGUUACUUGUUGAAUGUGGAAAACACUAUUCCACCAGAACAUGUUUCCAGAUUGGAAUGGUUUGUUCAACUGAUUCAUCACAAACUACAUGAUAAGAUACCACAUGCAGAAGUGAUCUGGUAUGACAGCGUGACUGAAAAAGGGGAGCUCAAAUGGCAGGAUGAGCUCAACAGCCUCAAUAGAACUUUCUUCGAUAACUGCGAUGGUAUCUUCUUGAACUAUACGUGGAAGGAAGAGAACCUGAAGACCUCUGCAGAGAAUGCUGGAAGCCGUCAUCUGGAUGUAUAUGUGGGUGUUGAUGUGUUUGGACGCAACUGUUAUGGGGGUGGAGGCUUCAACUCGUGCCAGGCUGUUGAAUUGGCACGCAAGUACAGCCUCUCCGUGGCUCUCUUCGCUCCAAGCUGGGUGCAUGAAUAUCUUGGUAGCCCACAUUUUGUGCACCUUGAGUAUGCUUUCUGGCAGAAACUGUGGCCCUACCUGUACGUACAUGGACCCACACAGCUCCCAUUUAGCACCACGUUCUGCCAGGGUUAUGGGGAGAAGCUUUACCACAAUGGACAGGUGGUGUCAGAUGCACCGUGGUACAACUUGAGCAAACAACAGUAUCAGCCGAGUGUUCCUUCUUGCCUGGAGGACAAAUUUGUUGAGCCCAUAUUGAAAGCAAGAAAGGAGGAGGGCAGCACGAACAGUGUGAAGGAAGACGUAUUGCAGCUCAUCACAACAGGCUGCAUCCAGCACUGCUCCUUGGAUGCGUUCACUGGGGGUGGCUGCUUGCAGAUCAGUCGGUCAUGCAGUGGGAACAAGUCUCAGAGGAUCCUGAUUUGCAGCUUCAGUGCUGAUGGACAGAUUCUAGUUUCAGUUGCAACAAAAGCACCCAGCAAAGGCAACCCUAACCUGAAUGUUCUGCUGGUGACAGAGGACAGCAAAGGAUCCUGCAGCAAAUGGCUGUUAAUGGGGCAGGGAGCAGGCAACAGUGAUGAUGACAGAAAGCAUGUGUUUCCCCUGACGCAGAAGCAGAUUGAGAAACUGAAGCAUCGUGUGGAGAGUGACCUGUUUGAUAGCCUGUCUCCCUCUAUUGGAUCAGGCUGGAAGCUCAGUCAUCACCUGUUGGAUCUGCAGGAAACGAUUGUGGAGAUUGGGGUGGAGUUAUGUGAGCCUGGAAACUCCAUUCUGCUUGGUCUCCUCAGGAUUCUGCCACUGACUGCACAGGAGUGACCUUCUUCUGUAAGUCAGUACCAACACAACAAAUCCUUGUUCCUCUGUAAAUACUGGAAUAGACUUCAGCGAUUUUAAGUUUAAAGCUUUUUGGCAGUGGUAUGACACAUUGUUGAGUUCUUAUUUUGGAUUUUGUUGGUAUCUGAGGUUUAUUAAAACCUCUCUGUUAUGGAAAUUGGUUCUAUUUCCAUCUUGAGAUGAAAAAAGAAUGAAAGAAAAUGUACUCUUAGCAUAGGAGUACCAAGGGGCUCUGUACCGUGAUUUUGUCUUUCAGUUUUUACCUCCUCAUAGGUUUUCUUGCAUAUUAUGUUCACCUAGCAAUGGAUAUAAAAAUAUUUCCAAAACUUUUGUGAUUUUAUUAAACUUGGUUGAUGGACAAGUCCAAAAUAGAAUUUUUAAAGACAUUACUGGAACUGUUUACAAAAACCUGAAAAGCAUCUUAUGUGAUGGCCAUAUGCCAUACAAAGAGUCUAGAAAUGUUUUUGUGCUUUCUUUCACAGCUCUAGUAUUGUGACGUGUGUCACGUUUAGGAACAGUUAAUGUCUCAUCGUCAGUAGCCACAUGUCACCUCGUCUAGUCAAGUACUAUUCCACUGUUUGUCAUUGCAUUAUUAUCUUCUUGUCUUAUAUCACUGCCAGCACUGAAAUAACUUCUCUCCAUAUGCACUGUUUCUUCACGCAUGAAUGCUGCAUGCUGCUUCAAAACUGUUAUAGCAAUAUGUAUGUUUUUGGACUGUUGGUCACCUGCUGUUCUCUGAAUCUGUCUCAUAUCACUCACAUAUAAUCCAGUUCCCUGUAAGCAGUGCUGUGUCUUGCAGUGCACCUGAUGCACCCUACUUGAGUAGUGAUAUCACUUUGCUCACCCCUGACAGUCUUUGUUUUGUUUCCUGUCAGGUAAUGACAUUUCCCAACAGUCUCGAGCCAGCAUAUAGAAAUGUCACCACCUCCAGCCCUUGCUAUUUUACAGAUUCUGGAAUGUGGGUAGCUCAGUCAGUAUCGUUACUAGGGAAUUGGUUAGAUGCCUGAGGAGUUGGGAUUCAAUUCUCAGCAGGGACAUGAGAUUUUUAUUGCCUCCGGCUCAGGGUCCCACGCAUUCUCCAAACUAGUGUAGAGUGGGCUAAAGCAGUCAGG
Cryptotermes secundus is the source of this 2999-nucleotide messenger RNA. RefSeq names its product cytosolic endo-beta-N-acetylglucosaminidase (gene ENGase). Gene Ontology annotation, molecular function: mannosyl-glycoprotein endo-beta-N-acetylglucosaminidase activity. Gene Ontology annotation, cellular component: cytoplasm. The coding region runs from base 91 to 1869 and encodes 592 amino acids. The record is from RefSeq and is a predicted model, not a curated record. Gene Ontology annotation, biological process: protein deglycosylation. The transcript has 9 exons. Lineage: Eukaryota; Metazoa; Arthropoda; Insecta; Blattodea; Kalotermitidae.